AUGUCAAUAAAACAACUACUAAGACGUAGUUUAAUCAUAACUCAUCCAAUAGUCAAACGAAUAAUUAUUCGACUAAUCCAAUAUACUUUAAAAUUUUUUAAAUUUUUAAAUUUUUUCAUAAAUAAACUAACUCAAGCUGUAUUAAAUGAAAGAUCAAUAACAGAAUUUAGUAAAGAAUUUGGUAUAAAUUUUGGAUUUGUAUUAAUUUGUAUAUUAUUUACAGCAUCAGUCAAUUAUAUUCCUCGACCAACUAAUCAAAUUUUUUAUAAAUUUUUAUAUAGAUUUGAUCCAUAUUUCUUUGAUAUUUGGCAACAACCAAUUGGUUCAAUUACUGGAUUUUUAUUAACUUGUAUGGGAGCAUAUCUUAUUAAUCAAUAUUAUUAUACACAUGAAGAUAUAUAUAGUCUACCGAAUCAUAAUCAUAAUUAUAUACCUUUAAAACCUAUACAAAUAUCAACAAUAUUACAAACUCAAAGUUCAAGACCAUCUACUUCAACAUCUGGUUCAACUACUUUAUCACCAUCAAGUGAUUUAAAUUGUACAGAAGAAGAUGAAAUAUUUGAAUCAACUACAUCAACACCAAUACCAACAUAUUAUUCUGAUUUUAAAUUAAAUGAUAAUAUUCAAAAACCAAAUAAAUGGAAUAAAAUUCCAAUAAUAUUAUUAUGUUGUGCAUGGAUUAUAUUAAAUAUCUUAUAUAAUUUUAAAUUACCAAUUUAUAAAACUAAAAAUAUAAUAGCUUGGAUAUUUCAUGUUCCUGUUCAUUUUAUUGUUCCUCCAAUGAUUGGAAUUUGGUUAUAUAUAUGGCAUGAACCAGGAACUUUUAAAAUUUUUACAUUUUGUUUAGGUUUUCAAAAUUUUGCAUUAAUUUUAACUUAUUUGUUUUUUCCAAAUGCUCCACCAAUGUUUAUAAAAAUUUAUGGUGAUAAUAAAAUUCCAACUUUUGAUAUGAUUUAUAGUGAUGGUCAAGCACUGGAAGAUAAAAAAUUUUCAAUUUUUUUACAUAAAGCUAUAUAUUAUGCAACACCUCAUAAAUUUGCUUCUUUCCCAUCAUUACAUUCUGCUUUUGCUUGUUUAAUUUGCUUUUUUGUAUGUUAUUAUUCAAAAUGGUCAUGGUUUAAAAUUUUAUCCGUUAUUAAUGUAUUUGGUCAAUGGUGGGCAGAUUUAUAUUUUGAUCAUCAUUGGAGAAUAGAUAGUUUAGCUGGUUUAAUUUAUGCUAUUUUAACUUGGACUUUAUUAAAUAAUUGGCAAAAUACUUUGGGGGAAAUUGAUUAUAAAUUUAAUAAAGCAAGAAAUAAUGGAGAUUUUAUAAAUGGAAGUACUAUGGGUAUGAGAUUAUUUCGAAAUACAAAAUUACAAAAUUUUUUUGACCCUUUAGCUUAA
Messenger RNA from Lodderomyces pseudojiufengensis, 1383 nucleotides. RefSeq names its product phosphatase PAP2 family protein. The coding region runs from base 1 to 1383 and encodes 460 amino acids. The record is from RefSeq and is a predicted model, not a curated record. Gene Ontology annotation, biological process: inositol phosphoceramide metabolic process; sphingolipid biosynthetic process. Gene Ontology annotation, molecular function: inositol phosphoceramide synthase activity. NCBI's taxonomy places the organism in Eukaryota, Fungi, Ascomycota, Pichiomycetes, Serinales, Debaryomycetaceae. The transcript has a single exon. Gene Ontology annotation, cellular component: inositol phosphoceramide synthase complex.